Dendroctonus ponderosae (mountain pine beetle) is the source of this 1108-nucleotide messenger RNA. RefSeq names its product prohibitin-2. Lineage: Eukaryota; Metazoa; Arthropoda; Insecta; Coleoptera; Curculionidae. The record is from RefSeq and is a predicted model, not a curated record. Gene Ontology annotation, biological process: mitochondrion organization. Gene Ontology annotation, cellular component: mitochondrion; membrane. The coding region runs from base 88 to 1074 and encodes 328 amino acids. The transcript has 7 exons.
CUGUCUCGGGACAUUAGCUGUCAAAGUCGCCGCAUGUCCAUUUCCCGGUGAUCCCAAGUCCAGAAUCCAGGAAAAGCGUCCAGAAAAAUGGCCCAAAGCAAGCUGAACGACCUGGCCGGAAAGUUCGGCAAAGGGGGUCCGCCCGGGCUGGGGCUCGGCAUCAAGCUGCUCGCACUUGGCGGGGCGGCGGCCUUCGGCGUCUCCCAGUCCAUGUACACAGUUGAGGGGGGCCAUCGCGCCAUCAUGUUCAACCGCGUCGGCGGCGUCCAGAAGGAGAUCUACACGGAGGGGCUGCAUUUCCGUGUUCCCUGGUUCCAGUACCCGAUCAUUUACGACAUCAGGUCGCGCCCCCGCAAGAUCUCCAGCCCCACGGGGUCCAAGGACCUGCAGAUGGUGAAUAUUUCGCUGCGGGUGCUGUCCAGGCCGAAUGCCAGCUCGCUGCCCAUCGUGUACAGACAGCUGGGGCUGGACUACGACGAGAAGGUGCUGCCCUCCAUCUGCAACGAGGUGCUCAAGUCAGUGGUGGCCAAAUUUAAUGCUGCGCAACUGAUCACGCAGCGCCAGCAGGUGUCGCUGUUGGUGCGGCGGGAGCUCACCGAGCGCGCCCAGGACUUCAACAUCAUCCUGGACGACGUUUCGAUCACCGAACUGUCCUUCGGCAAGGAAUACACGGCGGCUGUGGAGGCCAAGCAGGUCGCGCAGCAGGAGGCGCAGCGCGCCGCCUUCGUGGUGGAACGGGCCAAGCAGGAGCGCCAGCAGAAAAUCGUGCAGGCCGAGGGUGAGGCCGAGGCCGCCAAAAUGUUAGGAGAGGCCAUCUCGCGCAACCCCGGCUACCUGAAGCUGCGCAAAAUUCGGGCGGCGCAGAACAUUGCGCGAACGAUCGCCAACUCGCAAAACAAAGUCUACCUGAGCGGCAACAGUCUCAUGCUCAACAUCUCGGACAAGGAGUUCGACGACCAGAGCAACAAGCUAAAAAGUGUAGAACAGUUUGGCCAACUGUUGGCGCAGUCGAGCGGCGCGUCCAUAAUGGGGCUGGCGCAGCACGCGGCCGGUCGAAUCUCGUCCCCAAACUGAUUGGCCACUAAUAAACUUAAUCUCACUACAGUUA